Pogona vitticeps (central bearded dragon) is the source of this 720-nucleotide messenger RNA. Lineage: Eukaryota; Metazoa; Chordata; Lepidosauria; Squamata; Agamidae. The record is from RefSeq and is a predicted model, not a curated record.
UCGCAAAUCAUCGAACUGAACGUUGGUGGGGAGAUAUUUAUGACUACGCUGAGCACGUUGAAGAAAUAUCCCAGUUCCAAACUGGCAGAGAUGUUUGCCAGCGGUCAGCCCAAGCUUCGCACUGACGCAAAAGGACGGUACUUCAUUGACCGCCCUGGAACGUAUUUUAAGUACAUCUUGGAAUACCUACGGAGCAGCCAGGUUCCUAUGCAGUAUGUUCAGGACGUGUACAAAGAGGCUCUUUUUUAUGACAUUGAGCCGUUGAUCAAGCAACUGGAGGAUUCUCCUCAGAUCUUUGGGGAGUUGGUGGCCAGAAAGCAGUUCCUCGCCCGGGUCCCUAGCUACACAGAGAACAUUGAGCUGAUGAUCCGUAUCGCUCGUGCGGAGGCGGUGGCUUCGCGUCAAUCCAGUGUCAUGGUGUGCGUCGUGAAGAACGAGGAAGACAUGGCCAAGUGCCGGGAUGCUCUCAAUAGCCUGGACACCUACAAGAAAUCCGUGGUCACCUUCGGCCCUUGGAAGGCUUCACCGAGCAGUUCCGAUUUGCUGGACUGCAUUAAAAUGGACAUUGCGGCCAAAGGUUACAAAAUCUCAUUCCAGGUUUAUUCUCUGGAAAGGAGUUUCCUGUUCAAAUCCGGCAACUACUUCUACAAAUUUCUGUUUACUUGGUGGUAGCGCGAAAAGCCAAUGUUUUAAUCUAUUAAAAUGAGUGACUUUCUAAUG